UCUCUGUGCAACACAGAAGUCACAAAGGCACACCACUCUGGUUGUAUCGAACGAGAGAGAGCUUCAAUUCAGGAUUUUGAUCGUCGUCAAUUGUGUUCCUCGUUUGUAUCGGCUGCUGUGUUCUUCUGGGCAUUUCCUUUUGCAGUCUGUAUUUGCUUUUGUCGUGUUCGAAUAAUCUCCAUCCAUGGCUUCCUGUAGCCUAGGAGUUCCUAAAAUCAAGAUUCCGGCAAUAAACAUCAGCCGAGGAAGAUCCGGAAACUUUCUGAUACCGGAACAUCAAAGGCUUUGGCUCGGGCUUAAGCCUUUUAAAGAUUUCGGUCCGAGGACGACUCUGCAAUCUGUGAAAACCAUCCAAAUUUCCGCUGUUCCAGUGACAGAAACUGCUGCCUUCUCCACAACGGCUAACAUAGAUGCGGUAAAAGAUUCUGAAGAAACGAAACCAUCUGGAUUGACGAGCCGGCUCAUUCCCAAACCUUCUGAGGUCGAAGCCCUUGUGACCGAAAUAUGUGAUUCCACAUCAAUUGCAGAGUUCGAGCUGAGGCUCGGGGGGUUUCGCCUUUACGUUGCGAGGAACUUAGCUGAAAAAAGCAGCCCUUUGCCUCUGCCAGUUCCUGGUGCUGUCACCGCGGGUUCAACUACUGAGGGGCUUGGUACCAAUGGAUCAGCCUCUUCUCCUUCAUUGGCCAUCACGAAAGCCCCUUCUUCCUCUGGUGGAAUAGAAGCAGUUGUUGACAGAGCUGCCGAUGAGGGUUUGGUGACUCUCCGAUCUCCGAAGGUAGGGUUUUUCCGGAGAUCGAGGGCCAUAAAGGGGAAACGAACACCUCCGUCUUGUAAAGAGAAAGACGUGGUGAAAGAGGGUCAAGUUCUUUGCUACAUCGAGCAGCUCGGUGGCCAAAUCCCGAUCGAGUCUGAUGUUUCGGGCGAGGUUGUGAAAAUACUUAGAGAUGACGGCGAGCCAGUAGGAUACAAUGACGCUCUCAUCAAGGUCCUUCCUUCAUUCCCAGGCAUCAAGAAGCUUCAGUAAUAUGAUGGAGAAUUUCUUUCAUCGAUUUGCUCUGUGUUUGUGUUUUUCUUUGUAAUGUUCUACCAAAACCGAGAAUUAGAUUUCCCGUUUUAUGUGAUUUGGGUCACAAACUUACAGAACCAAACAUGAAUCUGAAAACACCAUGAAACAGAGAUUACAAAACCUGUUUUGUUUUUGUUUUUGUUUUCAUGAAAGAAGCUAUUUUGACCGAA
Molecule: messenger RNA, 1236 nt
Organism: Tarenaya hassleriana
Lineage: Eukaryota; Viridiplantae; Streptophyta; Magnoliopsida; Brassicales; Cleomaceae
Product: biotin carboxyl carrier protein of acetyl-CoA carboxylase-like
Exons: 9
Coding region: 185-1024 (279 amino acids)
Source: RefSeq, a predicted model, not a curated record